ACAUUUUGGAAUAUAAUUUUUCUUCAGACAAAAUUUCAUUUUAUAGUCUGUGAAAAGUGGUCAAAGUGGUUGAUUGUUCGUUGAAUUUUUGUCUCCGCUGUCCGCAAACGUGAAAUAAACACUCGCCUGAAAAGGGCCAUGGCAAAGGACACGCUCCUCGAAACUGAACUGAAUAAACAUAAAUAGUCCGUGUUUAAUUUUCGUCAAAGAAAGUCAACAUGGAAAUUGUCGACGUUGAAGAAUGCCAGCCCGACCCAACAGCGGUCACAAGAAAGAAAAGUUUAUGGGCUAAAAUUAACAAUAGGACAACGUACAGUUAUUUAUUUAACAUCGUAGUAUCAAUACUGUUGCUCACAUGCCUGGUUCUAGUGCUGUAUUUUUUCAAAGAAUAUUUGAAGACGAUUUUGUACUGGGUGGACGCACAAGAUCCGUGGAUAAUAUUUUUGUUGUUUAUGGGUUUAUUUUUGAUCGUGAGUUUUCCAGUGACGAUAGGUUACUUAGUGUUGAUAAUAACUAGUGGAUAUUUGUUCGGGAUCGUGAAGGGGUUGGUGACAGUGCUGGUGAGCGCGAACUUUGGCGUGGCGGUGGCGCACUUCACGCUGAAGGCGCUCCGUAACUACCUGCCCCUGGACCGGCUGCUGAAGAACGAGACGGCGCGAGCUCUGCUGAAGGUGAUCUCGGGCCCUCAAGCCUUCAAGAUUGUAUUUUUCGCGCGACUGACGCCAAUACCUUUUGGAUUGCAGAACACUAUAUUCGCGGUAAGCGACGUCCGUGGCUGCGGCUACCACCUAGCGACCAUGCUGGGGCUGCUUCCAGCUCAAGUCAUCAACGUGUACCUCGGCUCCACGUUGCGGUCCAUGCACGAUGUGCUGCACGAGUCCCAUCUCACUGGAUACGUCGUGUUUGCUUUUCAGAUCCUGAUCGGCAUAACACUGAUGGUGUGGGUGGUGCAGAAAGCGCGCAAAGAGCUGACGAUAGCCAUAAUGGCGGCUGAGCUCGGCCGGGAGACGAUAUCGACAUCCAGCAGUUCCUCCAUCAGCUAGCCCACGCCUAGGGCUUCCACCGAUGUGGACAGCGUCUCCGAGGAACCCACGAGCUAGGGCUGGCCCUACGCCUGCUUCCGACACACGUUCGAAGCCCGCGACGAAACUUACGUAUGAAAAGGGUUAGUAGCAACCCUGUGAUAUUAUAUUAUAAUCGCCAUGUUACCUCCAAGAGGACUAGUUUAACUGAUAUAUGGGGAUUAGAUGUUUGAUAUUUAUAAGACUUUCCUUGUAUUGGUUACCUAUAGGUUUAGUACUGAAUCUCGCUCAGGACUGACGGGUGGGAAGUUGGUGAGAAUUGGCACGUAUUUGGAACUGAAGUUUUAGUUAUUGAGUGGACACGCUUCAUUGAACGAAGCAGUAUCUUAAAACGAGUCUUUAAAUCCGUUUUUAAGUGAAAAAUCGAACGUAAGAUUAAUUAACGAUUGUACUCAAUGACUACCGCCGCGGACAUUUUAAUUUGAAAUAACGAGGUAAUAUCGUUUUAUUUUACUAAAUUACCUAUUUAAUCCGUUGGUAAAUAAACAAUUAAUACGGAAAACUGCGGUAUAACAUAUAAUUCGAGUGACCCAAAACGUGGAAAAGUCACAGUAAAGAUAAUUAAAAUUACAAACAAUACAGUGAUUAGCGCAGAGUUAAUUUUAAUUUGGGAAUCCCAGCUUUUGUAAUAAACACAAAUAGAACUUAUUUUCGCUGAUCUCAUCGUGAUGCAUAAAGAAAAACAAAACUUAUCUCUUCUGAUAUAAAACGUUUGGAAAGAAUCCAAAAUGAAUUCGCUUAAAAACAAGGUGACUUAAAAUUAGGACGAAUUUAAUUCAACGACAAAUUAAAGUUGAAUAACCUACACUUUAGAAUCGAGUAAUCGGUCUGGAUUUGGAUUCGAUUAUCGUAAUCGGUAAUCGUGUAAAACAAUUAAUACUGCGGCUGUAUAAUACGCAGUAAAGAUUCAUAGAUAAAAAUUAUAGUUUGGAUUUAAUUAAAGACUGAUAUGGAAUAUUGUCAGUAAUGUAAAUUAUAAACAAGAUUUUUUCGGUAAAAUCAGAAGCUUAAAUUAUCUAACAACUAUUUUUCCUCCGGAAAAAUCUAAAUUCAACAUGUAAUGCUGUCGAGACAUUUGAGUAAACCUUUAUUGACGUUGGCAACCAUUUCUUUAAAAGUUUUGGUCUUGAGUACAAUCGCUGUCAAAAUUCUUAAAAAUAUUUUGUGUUUACUUGUAACAAUUUCCAGAAUGAACUGUAAAGUUAAUAAAAAUGCUCAAACCGCAAAUCACCAAUGACUUUGCAAUAGAUACUGAUAAUAUUUAAUCAAUGAACUAGUUACUCAAUCAUUGCAAUAGCACUCGUAUUUUUAUCAACUGAUAAUAAUUAGUUCUAACACGAAGCGUGAAGGUCGGGACAAGGUCUGUUGUACGACGGAACCAAAUAGCUUAAGUCAGUUGCACAUUUAAUUGUAAACUCUAUGGUGUCUAAAUAGAGUCCACUUUGAAGUAAAACGCUAGCUAACAGAUAAGUGGAGAUACCUCAUUCCGUUAAGUCAGCGGGAUGUACAAACACGCAUGUGGGAUAUCAUUCUGAUAAUGGCAAUAACUGCCUCGGAUGCCCCGAUAAGCCAUUCGAUCGUCGAUCACACUUCACAAUAUGGCGUAAUUAUUACACCGAAAAAUCAUCAAGUACUUAAUAAAUCUCGAAAUUUGACCGGAAUCAGAUAUCUCCUUCAAUGAUUUUCUACUCUACAAUAGUUUAAGGGAAAUCAAAUAAUGUAUGAAUUGUACAUAGUCGGUAGAUUUUCCAGUUGGGUACCAGAUGUAGACGAUUUAUUUUUCAACGAUAUUUUCAGCAAAUAAAAUACUUUUCGGAAUUUAUAUUGGUAGUGUUUAGUAUUAAUGUUGUUGCCAAAUUUUAUCGCAGACAAAUGAGUUUAGCAUUUUUAAUUAUUAUUUUUCUAUGAACUGAUUUAUUACUCUGUUGCCAUUAGAUAAAUCGAGGGAUAAUAUAAAAUGUUCAUAAAAGGUAGACGUCAAAAUACUGCAGAUUAGAAAAUAAAUCAAAAUAAGAACGCUAAAAUAUAAUUUUCUACAAAGGAAAGAUUCUAAACAUUGGGUUCGUCACGAUAAUUUCAUAUUUAUUUUUCCGACAUUCAUCAUGUGCUAGAAACUUGUCAAUAAAACUGACGCAAGCAUCAGUUUGUUUGUUUAAAUGUUCAUAAACGUAAAUGUGUUUGCUUGUUUGCUGGCUGGCAGUAACAAUAUAAGAUCUUUAAAGACCAUAGAUAAUGUCUAAUAGCUAUGUCGCAGUUUACUUAACUAGCACUGUCAUUAACGUUUGAACUAAUGUGUAAACUUAUAAACGACUAUUAAAAGAUAGUUACAAGAACGUUUUCUUAAACAAGUAAAGGUCUUAAAAAUUAAUGUUCAACUCGUGCCUCAGUACCAAGGUAAUUUUACAACGAUAAAUAAAAUUAGUGAUUACAUUUUCCACUGUUAUUCAAUUUGCAGAAAACACAUUACGUUUCCAUGGCAAUUUAAUUUUUAAUUUGGUAGUACAGCGCAGCCAUUGCUUUUAUUUAACAAGAAAAUACAUUAACACGCGUACAUAGUACCUAUGUUUAGCGAUCUGUUUCGUGGAUCUAAUUGCGUGACUCGCGUGCUCCACCACUGUAUACUAACAACAUAACAAUUUGCAUUAUUUCACUUUAUAAUAUUCAUUUUAAGUGUACACGAAUUAACUUAACAGCUCUUUCUAUUUUUGCCAUCAAUUUGUGACGUCCAUUCAAUUUUGAUAUACAAAGUUUUUACACUGCCAUUUUGUUAGUCACACAAAAAUAAAUAAAAAAAUAACGCUAAACUCUUUUGUCUGUGACAGUACCAAUGCAUUCUUUUGAUGCCAAUACGAUGUAUUAGUGAAAAAGUAUUCGGCAUUUAUUCUUAUGAAAUGGAGACUAAUGUACAGUCGCGUACAGCGAUGUUGAGGAAGUUUAAGUAUUAGUGUACGUAAUGUUAUGAACAUGUAUGGUACAUCGGUAGUGUGGGUAUUUUCGAUAUAAACCUAAUUGUUUAGUGUUACUCUAAAUUAUCUAUUAAUCCGCCACCGAUAUUUUAACCAGACUAAUGUUUGUUUUCAUGUAUUUUUUUUGUAUCUGAAGAAAAUUCAAUGAAAUAAUUAGAUACUAUUUAUGUAUGCUUAAAUUUUUAAUUACAAGUUAAUCAAAAUUGUAUGUGCAAUAUUGUUUUGAGAUUCUGAUCUCCAAGUUUCUCUUUUUUUUGAAUGUAUUUUAUUGGUGUACCUUCUUUUUCGAUUACAUAGUGUUUUGUGAUAUUAUAUUAUGUGUUCACUCUUAUCAAGUCGAGUCAAAUUGCUUAUGGAUUUUUGUUAGUCAUAAUAAUAUGUAAUUGUAUAAACAAGCAUUUUCCUCUUACAUAGUCUUACCUAAACAGAUUAAAGUUGUUAUAUUUUUCAGUCAACAAAACUUAAUAAUAAAGCCGAGUAUGUAAUUUUAAAAAUAAUAUUUUAUAUAAAAAAAAAACAAUCCAUUAUAAAUUAUUCUUCCUACAUAACCUAAAGACUGAUUUUCGUUUGUAUUUUCUUUCCUAUAGGACCUACAUUUGAGUACUUUUUAGGCAAGGAAUAUUUAUUUUGAAAUUUUAAAUUAUGAAUUGUUUUAAAUCGCGAUUUCUUAUAAUUAUUUAGUAGUCUAACGCUAUGUUAUAUUUUCUUUUAAAAUUGUAUACAUAAAAUUUCGCUCUUGUAUAACUGAAAAUAUUUUUUAUUUACAAAUUGUAUUUGGGAUUAUUUUUCAAAAAAUAUAUUUAUCGUGUAAUUGUAUCUAUUAUCAUCAUAAUUCAUUGUAGUUAUAGGAUCAGUAAGUAUUUUUGUAUUUCAAUCGAUGUUUAAAGUCACUUUUUCCCAGCUCUGUAAGUUACAGAAAAGGUGAUGAUACUCUUUUAACUAAUUAUGUUAUUAACGAAAUAUUAAUAUUCUCUUUAUUUAACACUCUGAAGCCUAACAUCGAACAGUGCCAUUUUAUUUAUUGUUAUUAAAAUCAGAAGUUUCUUAAAAAUAAAUAUUUAAUGUGUUGUAUAAAGGAAACAUACUCAAAAAUAAUAGUUUUGAAACUUGCGUAUAUGCAAAAAUGCACUUGUUUCAGGACUUCGUGUUUUGAAAUAAACGCAGAUUUUUACAUUUAAACGGAGAAAAUUGGAACUAUGACAAAUUCUUGUCUAAUUAUUUUCUAAGUUUAUAAUACUGACUAUCUAUUUGUUUAAGUUGUUUAUGUUUUCGAUUCCACGUAACGAAAUAUUACGCUCAGUGGGUCCUAACCUACAAAGUCACUUUCAACCUUUAUAAAUGUUCAGUUCAUUAAAACACAAUUGAUUACAUUGUAUUCAAUUAAUUUGUUUGUAAAUAGCUAAAAUCAAACAUAGUUUGUUCAUGACCUGUGCCAAAUUAUUUUUAAAUUUUAUUUUUGCUAAUAUUAUUGUGGUAAUUUCUCUCAUUGUUGGGUCUUAGCCAGAAUAUUUCAAGGAUUUCGUUUUAUUAAGUUAUUGUGGAUGGAAGACAUGUGAAACGUUAACCGAGCGAGCUGGCCGGUUCAUAUUUCCAUUUAUCCAUUAGUGUUAAAUUUCGCUGUUUAAAAUACCUUCCUAUUAUAAAUUUCGAAAUGCGGGUAGAUCGAAAAAAUUACGAACACGUCACUAAAUGCCUUUUCGUACAAAACAAAGCUAGUUACUCCAUAAUGUUUCCAUAAUGUUAAUUGUUUGUUGGCUUUCGAUCUUCCCGCGUGGGUCUAUGUCUAAUAACUUCUUCAAUAACAUUUUUAUACUUUAUUAAAAACUUUAUAAAGGUGUGAUGCUUAAAAACUAUACCUAUGCUCAGAAACUUUGAAAUUAUUUCACUAUUUUUGUAAUAAUAAACUUAAUAUAGUGUAAAAUAUAAUGCAUUUAUUGUUAACGAAUUUAUUUUGUGUUAUUUUAAUAAUAAAUCCCACUGUUAUUAUUUUUAAUACUUGUUGUAAAGUACGUAGCGAAUCACUUCGAUAUUGUACAAUAUGAAAUGGUUAAAAAGGAGCCUUAUACUAGAUGUAAUAAAACAUUCUCUAUUA
Messenger RNA from Helicoverpa armigera (cotton bollworm), 6140 nucleotides. RefSeq lists its product as uncharacterized. Lineage: Eukaryota; Metazoa; Arthropoda; Insecta; Lepidoptera; Noctuidae. Gene Ontology annotation, biological process: regulation of cytosolic calcium ion concentration. The transcript is spliced from 3 exons. Gene Ontology annotation, cellular component: endoplasmic reticulum. Bases 219 to 1043 code for a protein of 274 amino acids. The record is from RefSeq and is a predicted model, not a curated record.